AUGGACCGCUACCUCUCCACUCAUGCUAGCCAGAGGCCGACCGCCAUCGCCAUCGAAGACGAUGCCCAGAAAUUGACCUAUGAAGACCUAGAACGAGAAGUUGACAAACUAGCAUCUGUGCUGAAUAAUUACCAUUUGAGCCCUGAGGAGCCGAUUUGCAUCAUAGAAGGAAUCAAUUCCAAACUAGUCAUUGCCCAGCUUGCAGUCAUUAGAGCAAGACUGACCUGUGUGCCGAUCGAGCCAUCGACGCCUAAGCUUCGUCUGAGUGACAUGCUCACUGAUAUCGGAGCCAGCUUUAUUCUUUCUGACAAGGAGGAUGUUACCAAUAAUACCGAACACACAGUGAUUCCUAUAACAGGCCAGAGUCCUCAUGAUACUUCCGAUGUGCGGGAAGACAGCCAAGUGAACGGUUCAGACCAUGACCCAGAUCCCAAAUAUCGCAGCCAUAUUCUGUUCACAUCAGGGUCAAGUGGAAGACCAAAGGCUGUUCAGAUACCUGAAAGUGCUAUCAUUCAUCUAGUGACCAAAACAGCUUGUACGCCGCUGGAACCCUCCGACCGUGUUGCACUUAUAAACAACCCAGGCUUUGAUAUUUCUCUCUUCGAAGUGUUCAGUCCAUUGGUCGCAGGCGCAACAAUGAUCCCCGUGCCUCGCAUGGUUGCGACUGAUCCGUUCGCGUUCCGAGAGUUCAUCGCAGAGAAAGCUCUCUCGGUGAUAUUCUUGACGGCAGCGUUACUUUCUAUUACUGGCUUCACCUGUCCUGCGGCUUUCCGCGGCGUCCGGCUUGUCCUGAGUGCCGGAGAUGUACCCAGUGUCGCUGCCGUCAAGGCCAUCAUGAAAUCCUCUGCACCUCCAAAACAUCUCUGGAACACAUACGGCCCAACAGAAACAACGACCUACUCUACCAUGCACGAAAUUAAAGUGGAAGAGUUCCAACACGAUUCCUUGGGCAUUGGCGGGCCAGCUGGGGACACUGAAUUAUGCCUUGUGGAUGCGAAUCUGAAACCCGUUACAAAGCCCGGUGAGGUAGGCGAGAUUCUUCUUGGGGGGCCCGGUAUGACUACAGGAUAUAUCAACCGCCCGGAGGAGAACGAGAACAACUUCGUCACCCUACAUGGAAUCGAAUAUUACCGAACCGGCGAUCUAGCAAGGUAUCGCGUGGCUACGCCUGAUGUCCUUGAAUUUGUUGGCCGCGCAGACCAUCAAGUAAAACAGGGCGGUUUCCGUGUGGAAUUAGGAGAAAUCGAACAAUCCCUCCACGCAAGCGGCUGGUUGUCCGGUGCUGUCGUACGGCAAAUCACUUCACAAGAGGAAAAAAAGGAGCCGUUCCUUGUUGCAUUCGUGAUACCUGCUAUUGCUAAUACAGUUCGUGCCCGUACACUCUCUGAAUAUUUGAAGCAGAGAUUGCCAUCAUAUAUGAUUCCGAGAGAUUUUAUCUUUUGCUCGGAGUAUCCCAUGACGGUGCAUGAUAAGGUCGAUCGGAAAGCAUUGGAGCAGCAGUAUCGAGAAAGUCGAGAGAGUCAAGGAGUUGCCAAUGGCGAACAGACAAAUGGCCAUGGAAGCGGCACUGAAAAUGUCGUGAAGUCUCUGUGGUCAUCCUUAUUGAACAGGGACAACAUCGACAACGAGGAUGACUUCCUUGCACUUGGAGGAACGUCUCUUCAGUGUGCAGCUCUAAUAAGUAGACUGAGGCAUCACUUAGGAAAGACGAUCUCCAUGCAGUCACUUCAUGAGAAUUCACGACUUUGUGAUCUGGUUAAUCACCUUGACGAAUUUACUGAAGGAGGCAAUGCACCGGUCGAAACAGACAAGUGGAUCGCACACUCCAAGAUCGCUGACUCUCUGCACGCGGUGCCUGAUUGGCAGGCAGAAAAUGAAGGAAGAGUAUUCAUAUCGGGUGUCACUGGAUUCCUCGGUGUCAAUUUCCUGAGCCGAUUCCUACAGAUGUCUACAGUCAAAGAGAUCGUGUGCGUCGCACGGCCUAAAAAUGGCAUUACACCGCGAGACAGAGUGGAGGCGACUUUGGAGCAAUAUGAUCUCUGGGAUCAGUCGAAACAACAUAUGCACAAACUAAGAGUCUUGACUGGAGAUAUCUCUCUCGAUUUGCUCGGGCUCCCACCAGAGCAGUUCGACUGGCUGGCCAACUGGGCAAGUGUGGUCUUCCAUCUGGCUGCCAAAGUUAACUUCUGCGAUCCAUAUCAAGCCCAUUUUGACUCUAACACACUGGGAACGAAGAACAUGUUAGAUCUUGCUGCUAGUGGACGGCGAAAGGCUUUCCACUUCAUGUCCAGCAUCGACGCUUGGGGCCCAACAGGCCUGGUAUUGGGGACCCGUAGAUGCCUCGAAGACGAGCCUCUUGAGCGCCACGUUCGAGGCUUAUCAUUCGACAUCGGCUACGCGCAAAGCAAAUGGGUCUCUGAAACGAUGGUCCGUCGAGCUCGCGACCGUGGGCUUCCCACUGCCAUCUAUCGGCCUGGAUUCACCGUCGGUGACUCCCAAACCGGGGCUGGUAAUCCAGAUGACUUCUUCGCACGCUUUAUAGUCGGCAGUAUCAAACUGGGCGCAUUCCCAAUCCUUCCACGCCAGAGACUGGAGUAUGUGACUAUUGACUACGUACUUGAUGCUACCCUUCACAUCGCCUCUCGUAAUGAAAACCUCGGCAGAUCAUACAGUCUGGUUGCUCCCGACCCGAAGGACUCGGUGAACCUCGAACAGACCGUUGAUGUGAUCAGGAAUCUCGGAUACCCGUUGAAUCAUAUCCCCUACUGGGAUUGGGUUCGCAUGCUACAGAGAAUAAGUGAUAUGGACAAUCCCUUGCUCCCUGUUAUGCCCCUACUCCAGGAGCCAGUGUUGAACGGCGUCACCAGGUUCGAGACAAGUAGGAACACGCCUCACUAUGAUAGUUCCAACACUGUCGCUGCCCUGAAAGAUGCACCGGAUAUUCAAUAUGUGCCAUUUGACUCCAAUAUGUUGAACAGAUUCAUUGAUUUCUGGGAGAGCAAAGGAUUUUACAAGAUGCCACAUAUUAGUAACUGA
Molecule: messenger RNA, 3036 nt
Organism: Aspergillus bombycis
Lineage: Eukaryota; Fungi; Ascomycota; Eurotiomycetes; Eurotiales; Aspergillaceae
Product: non-ribosomal peptide synthetase
Exons: 1
Coding region: 1-3036 (1011 amino acids)
Source: RefSeq, a predicted model, not a curated record